GACACGAACAUGGAUAAGCAAGGCGUCGAGCUCUCAGAGAUCAGCGAAACGAAACGAGACCUUCACGGAUACGAUGAUUCCGAAGGCUAUCUUGCCGAAGUCAACACCCACGACGCACAAGCUCAGCCCAUCAAAACCACAAAAGACGGUCAUGUUGUGCUCAUUCCUCAGCCUUCUGAUUCGCCUCAAGACACUCUGAACUGGAGCAAAGUCAAGAAGCACGUUGUAUUGUUGGUAGUUAGUUUUGCCGCACUACUACCAGACUAUGGCAGUGCUACUGGUGCCGUCACUUUGAUCCCUCAGGCAGCUGUGCCCGGUCAGCNNGAGUGGAACAUGAGCCCAGAUACUGUCAAUCAUUCACAAGUUGGAAAUGUCUUCAUGCUUGGUGCGGGUGGCAUCUUCGUCGUUGCUCUUUCCGCCUGGGCAGGCAGACUCCCUAUCUUGUUCUACUUCCUAGUCCUUGCUACUGCUACUGCAGCAUGGUGUGCAGCAGCAACCACAUUUGAGAGCUUCAUGGCCGCCCGCAUCCUCAACGGCUUCUUCAGUACCGUCGCUCAAGGCGGCGGUCUCAUGUUCAUCUUCGACAUGUUCUUCUUUCAUGAGAGAGCAAGGAAGAUCAACAUCUGGGCCGCAUUCAUCAUCCUAUCACCGUAUCUGGGUCCUAUGCUCACGGCCUUCAUGAUAACGACACAGAAAUGGCCCGUCGCCUUUUGGGUGUACUUUGUCAUGACUGCUCUGGCCCUUGUCUGUACCUGUCUUNUUGUGGAGGAAACCUUCUACGAUCGGCGCAUAGCUCCCUCAGACCAGCCGCCCAGAGGCACGCGACUCCAACAGAUCUUGGGCAUCUGCCAAUACCGCUCACGCCAUCUCCGCAACUCGUUCGGUCAAGCCUGCUCCCGGCCAUUCCGUGUCAUCAUCAAGCCCACCGUCUUUCUAUCGAGUCUAUACUACACUUUGACUUUCGCCUGGGUGGUCGGCAUCAACACAACCCUCUCAAUCUUCCUGACACCACUCUACAAAUUCGGGCCCCUGCAGAUUGGAUAUUUUUACUUUACACCCGUCGUAGCAGCCCUCAUCGGAGAAGUUGCAGGCCAUUGGUUGCAUGACUGGAUAGCCAAAAGUUACAUUCACUCCCACAAAGGACACUUCGAGCCCGAAGUAAGACUUCGUGCCAUCUGGCUCAGCACACCUUUCAUGAUCGCAGGACUAAUCGGCCUUGGCUUCUCGCUUGAGGAUGGUUACCACUACAUGAUAACUGCACUGUUUUGGGGCCUUUAUGUGUUUGGCAUCAUGAUUACCACCGUCGCCCUCAACGCAUACAACCUUGACAGCUAUCCCGAAGCAUCUGGAGAAGUGGCCGCAUGGCUGAACUUUGCAAGGACUCUUGGUGGCUUUAUCGUCAGUUACUUCCAGGUCACUUGGGCUGACGCCGUGGGUACGAAAGCGAGCUUUGGUACUCAGGCUGCUAUAGUCUUUUUUGCAACUGGCUUUAUCAUUGCAUUGCAGUUUAUUGGCAAGCGUCUGAGGGUAAAGUCUGGAGCACUGCAUUUCCCACCUCUUGAGAAGAUACAUUUAGAUAGGCGCUACAGAGAUAAGAGACAUUAA
Molecule: messenger RNA, 1605 nt
Organism: Aureobasidium vineae
Lineage: Eukaryota; Fungi; Ascomycota; Dothideomycetes; Dothideales; Saccotheciaceae
Source: the annotation of a GenBank genome assembly